UGAACAUAUACUCAUAAGUUAUCAGAAAAAGCAAGCAUAAUUAAGCAAAAAGAAAUGGAAGAAGAACAAAGCUUCACUUACGCCAUGCAGCUGGUGAACCUGAACGUGCUGUCCAUGGCCAUGCACACGGUCACAGAGCUUGGCAUUUUUGACAUCAUAGCCAAAGAAGGUGUGGGUGCCACACUUUCUGCAAAAGACAUUGCAGAACAGCUUCCAUGCAAGAAUUCAGAAGCAGCCAUAAUGCUUGAUCGUAUUCUAAGGCUACUUGCAUGUCACUCUGUCAUCGACUGCACUGUGGUUGCAGAUGAACAUGGUCCUCCUCCACAACUGAAGAGGCUCUAUGGAAUGAACCCUGUGGCCAAAUACUUUGCUUCCAUUCAUGGUGCUGGCUCUUUAGGCCCUUUCAUGACACUGGCUCAUGACAAGGCCUCUCUUCGCAGCUGGUACCAACUGAAAGAUGCAAUUCUGGAAGGAGGUAUUCCAUUCAACAGGGCCCAUGGGAAACACUUGUUUGAAUACUCUGAUAUGAACCCAAGCUUCAAUAAUCUUUUUACUGCAACAAUGACCAACCGUGCAACUAUCAUAAUGAAUAAGAUUGUGGAAUCCUACAAAGGGUUUGAGCACAUGAAUAGGCUGGUUGAUGUUGGAGGUGGCCAUGGAAUCUCUCUUAACGUAAUAACUUCAAAAUACCCUCACAUUAAGGGCAUCAACUUUGACUUGCCUCAUGUCAUACAACAAGCCUCUUCCUACCCUGGAGUGGAGCAUGUGGAAGGAGAUAUGUUUGAAAGUGUGCCAAAAGGAGAUGACAUAUUUAUGAUGUGUGUGCUUCAUGAUUGGAGUGAUGAAAUGUGCUUAAAGGUGUUGAAGAACUGCUAUGAUGCAAUUCCUAGUGAUGGAAAGGUGAUUGUGGUGGACGGAAUUCAUCCAUUUGAACCAAAGACAACAUCUGCAGCAAAGAACAUUUCCCAAUUUGAUGUGCUGAUGAUGACUACAAACCCAGGAGGGAAGGAACGAAGUGAAGAGGAAUUCAUGGCAUUGGCAAAAGGAGCUGGGUUCAGAGGAAUUAGAUACACAUGCUCUGUCUGUGACUUAUGGGUUAUGGAGUUUUUCAAGUAGAUCAAGUGUUGUUGCAGCUUUGAAUAAAAUAUGGUGUGUCAUUCUAAUAGGAGUCAACAGGUUCUUUGAUACUACAAAAAAAAAGUUCAGAAACUUUGGUAUUAUUUGGAUAUGUUUAAUGUCAUUGAAACUUAUGGAAUAAAAUUUGAUUCAUAUGGUAA
Messenger RNA from Vigna angularis (adzuki bean), 1277 nucleotides. RefSeq names its product anthranilate N-methyltransferase. Bases 55 to 1116 code for a protein of 353 amino acids. Gene Ontology annotation, molecular function: O-methyltransferase activity; S-adenosylmethionine-dependent methyltransferase activity; protein dimerization activity. The transcript has 4 exons. Gene Ontology annotation, biological process: methylation. NCBI's taxonomy places the organism in Eukaryota, Viridiplantae, Streptophyta, Magnoliopsida, Fabales, Fabaceae. The record is from RefSeq and is a predicted model, not a curated record.